Molecule: messenger RNA, 1261 nt
Organism: Pieris brassicae (large cabbage white)
Lineage: Eukaryota; Metazoa; Arthropoda; Insecta; Lepidoptera; Pieridae
Gene: Doc1
Product: T-box transcription factor mls-1
Exons: 5
Coding region: 134-1204 (356 amino acids)
Biological process (GO): cell fate specification; regulation of transcription by RNA polymerase II; heart development
Cellular component (GO): nucleus
Molecular function (GO): DNA-binding transcription factor activity, RNA polymerase II-specific; RNA polymerase II cis-regulatory region sequence-specific DNA binding
Source: RefSeq, a predicted model, not a curated record
UACGCACGUUGCAUUCUUUUUCUUGUAGAAGUUUUGUCGUAUAUAACUGUAAUUGAUAGAACAAUUCGAACUGCAUGUGAAGGAGAUGUUAUAGUGAAGUGGUCUAGUGACAUUUAUAGUUGAAUUUUUCAAAAUGAUGAUGGAUCAAGCCCAUUUUAGUGAAUACUUGCUGAGACAGCAAAUGCUGCACGCUGCUUCCCUAAGUGGAUUGCAACACAGAGUAGGCGCAGACGCAGAACCGCCUGUAUGCGAAGCCCGACUACUGAAUGGUGAUCUGUGGAGACGGUUUCAUGAUAUAGGCACUGAAAUGAUCAUUACCAAAGGCGGACGGCGUAUGUUUCCUUCUCUUCGUGUGUCACUAAACGGCCUGGACCCUCGUGAAGAGUACUGUGUAUUACUAGAGCUAUCCCUAGUCGGUCGACGCCGUUGGCGUUGGGCGGGCGGCGCUUGGGCGGCUGCUGGUGGCGCUGAGCCUCAAUCACCAAGAAGACUGAUGCUCCAUCCCGAUUCACCAGCCCCUGGACACCAUUGGACGGCGAACCCGAUCUCAUUUAGCAAGCUUAAACUUACAAAUAACACCAUGGAUGCGCAGGGACAUAUGGUUCUAACAUCGAUGCAUAAGUACCGACCGAGGGUGCUAGUGGUGCGGGCUCGGGAUGCCGCAGCCCUGGCCUGGGGAGCACCUCAUGCCUCCUUUUCGUUCCCUGAGACUGAAUUCAUUGCUGUUACAGCUUAUCAGAACGAUCGCAUAACAAAAUUGAAGAUUGACAACAACCCGUUCGCAAAAGGAUUCCGCGCGUGUGGCCAAUCAAAAUGCAAGAGGAAAACCACAGAUCCAGACACCGGCUCUGAACCAAAUGAGUCUCCCGAGCCAAAACGACCUUGUUCGGACGCCGCAUCAUCGUGCUCUGAAGAGGGAAGCCUUAGAUCUACGUCACCUCGAUCACCUCCUCUCAUCGACUCUCCCGCGCCUUUGAUACGUCAAACACCAGACUUAUCACCGCCAUUCUACCCCGAAUUACCAUACAUGCCCCUCCAUAUGCCUGUACCUCUUGGCAUGUGGCCAAAUGGACCGACUAACCCAUUCCUGCCAUCGUGGAAUCCCCCUCAAGCACCAGUUCCUAGGAUACCAUCACCACCAGAACCAGCCCCAUGUCGACGAGUGAAGAGCUUCACAAUUAGUGCUUUGCUCGGCGAAGGCUGAAUCUGAAGUUCAAAUAACGGGAAUUACAAGCAAUUUUUAAUCAGCUGUGACUGACAA